CCGGUCGUGGGCGGGCCCGCCGCGUCAGCCGGCCAGCCCGCCUGCCGACCAAACACACAAACAAGGCGCGCACGGUGGAGUCGCCGAGGGAAGGCCGAGCGAGCGCGAGACGAGAGAGACCACACCAGACGAGGCGAGCGAGACCCAGGCUCCGCCGAGGGAGGCGAGGCGACGCGAUGCGGCGCGCGAGGCCGCCGCCGGGGCCGGGGCUGGAGGGCGAGGAGGUGAGGUACCGCGGGGUGCGGCGGCGCCCGUCGGGCCGGUACGCGGCCGAGAUCCGCGACCCGGCGAAGAAGACCCCGAUCUGGCUCGGCACCUUCGACUCCGCCGAGGCCGCCGCGCGCGCCUACGACGCCGCCGCCAGGAACCUCCGCGGCGCCGCCGCGCGCACCAACUUCCCCGCCUCCCCCGCCGCGGCGCCGCCGCGCGCGGCGCCCCCCGCCCCCGUCGCCGCGCCGGCGGCGAUGGCCGCGGCGGCCACGUCUAGCCACAGCAGCACGAUCGAGUCCUGGAGCGGCGGGAACGUCCCGCCCACCAGCGUCCUCUUCCGCGCCGCCGCAGCCGCGAUCGGCGCCCCGGCCGUCGAGGAGGACUGCCGCAGCUACUGCGGCUCCUCCUCGUCCGCGGUGUGCGAGGACGGCGCGUCGGGGGGCGCCGCCGCCGCCGCAGACGAGGCCGCCGCGCCGCCGCGCCCCUCCUCGUCCUCGCUGCCCUUCGAUCUGAACCUGCCGGACCCCGCGGCCGCCGCCGACGAGAUGGACUGGCGCUGCGACACGCUGCUCCGCCUCUGAUCGGCCUCCCGCCUGCUUCGGAUGCGUCACCUCCCUCCCCCUUCCCGCUCCCGGAUUAACCGCGGCGGCGCGGCUGCCUACUGCGAAGUGCUUCUUCUACUAUCUCGAUAGAAUUGGAUUUUUGGUCUCCGUUUUACUACCACUCAAGUUCUGAAUAUCUGAUACUCUGCCUUAUGUGAUAAUGUGAAUAAGCUCAUCAUCAUCAUAUCAUCAUGUAAUCCACGGGAAAUAGACUGAUAAUUUUGGCCAUCUUUCUCUGUUCUUACUUGUGUAUCAUCCACGGGCGGCGGCUGCUGCUGCUGCUGUUAUGUUGAUAUGGUAUGGAUUAAUUAGAUGCGUAAUGGAAGAAAUCAAGAGGAAAUUUACUUG
This is a messenger RNA of Triticum aestivum (bread wheat), 1160 nucleotides long. RefSeq names its product ethylene-responsive transcription factor 3. Gene Ontology annotation, biological process: regulation of DNA-templated transcription. The record is from RefSeq and is a predicted model, not a curated record. Gene Ontology annotation, molecular function: DNA binding; DNA-binding transcription factor activity. The transcript has a single exon. Bases 177 to 791 code for a protein of 204 amino acids. Lineage: Eukaryota; Viridiplantae; Streptophyta; Magnoliopsida; Poales; Poaceae.